CGAUGGGGCUGGGCGAAGGGGCGGGUUCUGCGCCUGGGGCCCUGCCGCUCCGCCAGCUUCGCGGCCCAGCCCCGCGAUCGGGGAUUGCUGGGCUGCCCUGUGCCGGUUUGGGUUGGCCGGCAGUGGGCGAGGAUACCGGGAUUGGAAGAGAAGCAGCGUCAGCCCGUGGAUUCUGAAUCCGCAGAGCCAGAGACGCGUUCCUCCAACGCCACCACCGAGACAGAGGCUGCACGAGACUGCAGCCCCUGGGGAGCGCCAGGGUCUCUAGCCGCGGCGUCCAGCGAGCCAGGGUUCGGCGAGCCUUUCCAGCCAGCGCCCGGCCGGGCGGGAGGAGCUGCGGAGGGCGGGGACUGGUGCCGGAGGAGGGGCGGGGUGGGAACGCUCCCGAGAACACCGUGGCUGCACGGACAAAAAACACCGAGUGGCUGCAGAGCGUUCAACUGUAUCCAGCCUUUUGGGGCAGAGCACGGAUUUGACAGCUCCACGGCUUGAGGAUAUCCGCUGACCCCGAGAGACGGAGAGGAACACUUCCCCGACACUGUCCAGCAAAGCCAGCUCUGUAAGGUUUCAACUUUCCAACUUUUUUUUUUUUUUUUUUUUUUUUUGUCUGACUAGAAGACUGCUACUCCGGGUAGAAGGAGAGGGCGAGCUCUGUCUGGUAGAUCGAAGACAUUUCUGGUACCAAUGUCACCCAGGCUUAUGUUUUCGUGACGAUUCGAUUUUUCUGAUUUAUUUCUUACAUUUCUCGUUUUAAAAAUACGAAGUGCUGUGGUGGACAUGCUGAAAGAUUGAAGAGGGCAGGAAAAAAAACUCCAGUUGUCAUGGCUGAAGGAGAGAAUGAAGUGAGAUGGGAUGGACUGUGCAGUAGAGAUUCAACUACUAGAGAGACCGCACUGGAAAACAUUAGGCAAAUCAUCGUGAGAAAAACCGAGUGUCUUCGUUUGGUGAAAGAGACACCUUAUCGUCCAUCAGAAGGCCUUUCAAAUGCCAUUUCUUUGGAUGGGUUGAAUAAGCUUCUUGCUCAUCUGCUUAUGCUUUCUAAGAGGUGUCCCUUUAAAGAUGUAAGAGAGAAAAGUGAGUUUAUUCUGAAGAGCGUCCAGGAACUUGGAAUUAGAAUUCCUCGACCACUAGGACACGGACCAAGUAGAUUCAUCCCAGAAAAGGAGAUUCUCCAAGUGGGGAGUGAAGACGCACAGAUGCAUACUUUAUUUGCAGAUUCUUUUGCUGCUUUGGGUCGUCUGGAUAAUAUUACCUUAGUGAUGGUUUUUCACCCACAAUAUUUAGAAAGUUUUUUAAAAACUCAACACUAUCUACUGCAAAUGGAUGGCCCAUUACCCCUGCAUUAUCGGCACUACAUUGGAAUAAUGGCUGCAGCAAGACAUCAGUGCUCCUACUUAGUGAAUCUCCAUGUAAAUGAUUUCCUUCAUGUUGGUGGUGACCCCAAGUGGCUUAAUGGUUUAGAGAAUGCUCCUCAAAAACUACAGAAUUUAGGAGAACUUAACAAAGUGUUAGCCCAUAGGCCUUGGCUUAUUACCAAAGAACACAUUGAGGGUCUUUUAAAAGCUGAAGAGCACAGCUGGUCCCUUGCAGAACUGGUACAUGCAGUAGUUCUACUCACACACUAUCAUUCUCUUGCCUCAUUCACAUUUGGCUGUGGAAUCAGUCCAGAAAUUCAUUGUGAUGGUGGCCACACGUUCAGACCUCCUUCUGUUAGUAACUACUGCAUCUGUGACAUUACAAAUGGCAAUCACAGUGUGGAUGAGAUGCAGGUCAACUCAGCAGGAAAUGUUUCGGUAAGUGAUUCCUUCUUUGAGGUCGAAGCCCUCAUGGAAAAGAUGAAGCAAUUACAGGAAUGUCGAGAUGAAGAAGAGGCGAGUCAGGAAGAGAUGGCUUCACGUUUUGAAAUAGAAAAAAGAGAGAGCAUGUUUGUCUUCUCUUCAGACGAUGAAGAAGUUACACCAGCAAGAGAUGUAUCUCGUCACUUUGAGGAUACUAGUUACGGCUAUAAGGAUUUCUCUAGACAUGGAAUGCACGUCCCAACAUUUCGAGUCCAGGACUAUUGUUGGGAAGACCAUGGCUAUUCUUUGGUAAAUCGUCUUUAUCCAGAUGUGGGACAGUUGAUCGAUGAAAAAUUUCACAUUGCUUACAAUCUUACUUAUAAUACGAUGGCAAUGCACAAAGAUGUUGAUACCUCAAUGCUCAGACGGGCUAUUUGGAACUAUAUUCACUGCAUGUUUGGAAUAAGAUAUGAUGAUUAUGACUAUGGUGAAAUUAACCAGCUAUUGGAUCGUAGUUUUAAAGUUUAUAUCAAAACUGUUGUUUGCACUCCUGAAAAGGUUACCAAAAGAAUGUAUGAUAGCUUCUGGAGGCAGUUCAAGCACUCUGAGAAGGUUCAUGUUAAUCUGCUUCUUAUAGAAGCUAGGAUGCAAGCAGAACUCCUUUAUGCUCUGAGAGCCAUUACCCGCUAUAUGACCUGAUGCCUUUCCUCCGUUAAGGAUGGUGGAACGAUCAGCAGAUAGAAUCUACAAGGGGAAGGUACUAAGCCCCAGGACCAAUGGUAGAUAAUUCAGAAAUCCAUUGUGCCAUGAUUCCUUUAGUUUCUGCUAUUUUACUGUGGAAAUACCACUGCUGGCACGAGCAGUGAGUGCUUGGCAGCUUUAAGUUUAGAGCUGUGAAGAAGGGCUGCUGUUCACAGUAUUUUGCUUUUUGAGUACAAGAUGCUGUAUAACUGUUUUAAUACAGCAAAUAGUAAUUCUCCAAAUCCUGUUGCUUUUAUGUUAAAAAUAAGAUAACAAGAAUUGGAGCAUGCAAAGAAUGGGACUUGGAUAAUGAUGUAAGCUUUUAUACAUAAAGAAUUUUAGAUAUUGGUGCUGCUAUUCUUGCUGGUGGAAUGAAUAGAGUGGCUGUUCCAGUUAAGCUAUUAGAAUAAAAGUGAACACUGCUACUAUCUGAGCCUACAUACAUAAUUUGUGUGGUUUCAAAUUAAACUUGCAUAUGUGUUAAAUUUUUUGCAUCUAAAAUUACUCACAGCUCAGCAAAGACCAUUUUGAUGGUAACAGUUCAUUUCUUUCAUUGUAGUUGUUUUUUUUUUUAAUUCAGUUAUUGGAUGACAUUAAAUUACAGUGGCAUAAUUAAAGAUUUUCUUUAAAAAGCAAUCUUAAAUCACAGUGUGUAAAUUAUAUAAGAAAAGCUAGAUAUGCUGACACAGACACUGGAGGGCAGCUGUCUUGUGCAGUAUUUUUGUUUCCAGCACCGAAGUUAUGGGAAGUGUUGCUAUAGACUGCUGCGCAGUCCCAGGUGUAUUCUGCCCCUCUGCUCCUGCCCACCUCAUGGUCCCCACUUCAAAGGUUGUGCAGCUCCUUAAAUAAUAAAGCUGGAAAAUAUUUUUAGUCAGAUUAUCAAAUUUGAUUUACAAAAAUGCUAACUUUUGAAACGCAAACAGGCUUGAAAAAAUGUAUUAAGUACUUUGUAUUCUGGAAGUGUGAAUUGCUUUUGAGGUCUGUCAGUAUUAUUGGUAUUUUUCAAUAAAGAAUAAUUUUUCUCCAA
Molecule: messenger RNA, 3546 nt
Organism: Sus scrofa (pig)
Lineage: Eukaryota; Metazoa; Chordata; Mammalia; Artiodactyla; Suidae
Source: RefSeq, a predicted model, not a curated record